This is a messenger RNA of Mycena indigotica, 3240 nucleotides long. RefSeq lists its product as uncharacterized. Gene Ontology annotation, molecular function: microtubule minus-end binding; gamma-tubulin binding. Gene Ontology annotation, cellular component: centrosome; spindle pole; equatorial microtubule organizing center. The coding region runs from base 22 to 3240 and encodes 1072 amino acids. The transcript is spliced from 9 exons. NCBI's taxonomy places the organism in Eukaryota, Fungi, Basidiomycota, Agaricomycetes, Agaricales, Mycenaceae. Gene Ontology annotation, biological process: cytoplasmic microtubule organization; spindle assembly; meiotic cell cycle. The record is from RefSeq and is a predicted model, not a curated record.
GUUUCUCUUGUCAACUUCCAUAUGCUGCCCUCCAGCAGUUCAGGUCUCUCCGUCAACUCCAACAUAUCCCAACCGCGUCCACUCUCAGCACUAUCACAAAGACCCCAUUCCAGCGCGUCACGGCGAGCAUUGUCUCGGGCUGAUCAACGGCCACUUUCCAGCUUGUCGAACCGCCCGGUUUCCCGUGUCUCCCAACGCCCCCAUUCGCGACACGCGCGCUCGCGCCUUCUUCCUAUCUGCCAAUCCCUGGUCAUACAGCUGACGGGUUUACGGGAAGACGACGAUGGAUUUCAUAACGCAGUCGAAUAUGCUAUCAAGAGCCUUGAAAGCACCACAAUUACCAAGGCGGCGACAAGCGUGGAUAUGAGUACCAUCGAUAAACAGGUCCAUGGACACGUGCAGAAGGCUCGAAUAACAUCUCGAGAUACACUUGCGGAGGCAUUCGAGACAUGUUACGAACGGCUAAAAGAACGCGCAAUGAAGGACAAUGACUUGGACCAGGAAAUCCAGCGGUCGCGUCUCCCAGAUCAUAUGCGCUUUCUGAUGUCACUAUCUUCUUCUUCGACAUCAUCGACCCUCGCUUUUGCGGAUGCGUAUCUGGAAGGCAUAAACAAUCCUCCAAUGCCACCCCCGGCACCAACUUGGGCAGAACUAUUUGGCAGCGACGAACCUGAAGCUAGCGGAAGUGGUAGUGGUAACAGCAGCCCAUCUCUCUCUCCGCUCUCUGAUGAAUUCGAUUCAUACGACGAGGAUACCUAUUCUUCUCUUGACGAUGAAGAGGAUCAGGCCCUUGACAACCCCCCUAUCGCCAAUAGCCAACCAAAUAAGCCUCCGCACACAUACAACCAUCGAAAGGAAUUUGAACAGCUCAAGUCACGUCAAUACUGGCGGGACGAUUAUGUAUGGACCGGAGAUGCCAAAGGAAAAAAUUUUGAUCUGGGAGAUGCUUCAACUCUGGGACCUGCAUUACGGAGGGUAGUUGCUGACGAACAAGGAGCCCUUAAUAGUCUUGAGCUAAUUCAUGAGAAAUAUAUCGACGAACAAGACGCCGUACGCGAGUUUCUGAUAGCACUUCAAGGUCGCAAGAACGUUAUGUUGUCGCUUAUCGACGGGACUUACAAAGAGACAACUUCAACUCCUCGACUUGUCCAUCUUUCCGCUAUUUCACAAUCUUCUCUCACUUCCGACAUUGCUCGAGUUGCAACGACACUUCAUCAUCUCCGCGCCUUCGUCACGUUUGUCUUGCAGUUGUCUUACCCCGCCCAUUCCCGCAUCAAAUCCCCAAGAAUGGCCCGCACGAUGGAAGCUUUCGCUGACGCCGUUGAUGCUGAACUUCGAAUGCUGGACCAUUGGUGUGCAGAAGAAGAACAGGCGAUCUGCUGGAUCCGUACCGGACAAGCAGCCCCAAACACCAAACUUGUGAUUAGUCUGCUCAGCAUGCAGAAAUCGCUCCAUGACAAGUUUGUCGAUGGAUUUGAUGUGCUGUUGAGUGUGAUUCAAGUAAUCGCUGUCUACGAGUUCCGACAAUAUGCCCUUCUACCAAGAACGCCAGCCGUGCUUAGCGCGCUGUUACUCGACACUUUACUAGAAAAGGUCCAGCUCUAUCGCGAGCAGGACAGCCAAGUAUUGGCGGGGAUGUUGAUGAGAGUCUUCGUGACGACCGCAGAGCCUAUAUGGGCAAUGGUUGGGAGAUGGCUCCGCGAUGGGAUGGGGUUGGGAGGUCGCCCGAGCGAUGUGCUUGACGAAGAAUUCUUUAUUGAGGGUAGUGGCUUGACGGUCACUAUUCCUGGCAUCGGUGGCGGAGGGCUAUUAGACCCUGAUUUUUGGGCAGACGGAUAUAUUUUGAGGGACGGUGUCGCUGGAGGAGGAUCCGACAAUGACGAUGAAGCCUUUGACGCGAAUAUCAAGGCCGUUCCAUCGUUUUUGGACCAUGUUGCUCCACAAAUUUUGGGCUCCGGUAAAGCGGUGGGCCUUUUGCGAGCUCUUGGCUUCCCUCCCGGUGCAGAUGGUCUGUUCGUCAUUCACCAAUGGCGAUCCUUUGGCGCACUUCUAGCAUCCGGCGGCCAGACUAAUGUCGCAUCGCUUUCGGCCGACGCACUUGCCCGACUGAUAUACGAAGAGCUGCAGCCACAUUGCCAUACCUCUGGGACCGUUCUUGGUCAGGUUUUGAUCAAGGAAUGCGAACUGCUUUACCAUCUUGCAGCUCUUGAAGAUUUGUACUUCAUGCGGAGAGGGGAUGCCAUGACACAUUUCACAGACGUGUUGUUUGUCAAGAUGGAUGCACAACAAGCAUGGAAUGACUUCCAUUUUCUCAACAGCGCUUUCCGCGAUGUCAUUGAAGCGAGCAAAGGCAAAGAAUGGGUUCAGUCUUUCCUCGUGCGCUUGUCAUAUAGGGGCGGGCAGAACAACAAUCGUUCGGUCACCGUUUUCAAUAACCUCGUUGUCGAAUAUGCUGUUCCAUUUCCGGUUGCAUACAUAUUUCCGCCGCGGGUUCUACAGGUAUAUGGCGAGGUCUUCGUGUUUUUGCUGCAGUUCCGAAGGGCGAAAUCUCUGCUCGAGCGUAUACUCGUCAGAGGGGCAAAGGUUGGGAGCGAAAUGAAGGCUUUUUAUGCUUUCCGAGGCAGGUUGAGUUGGUUCAUUAAUACCAUGUUAAAUUUUCUCACAACGCAGGUUAUUCACGCUCAAGUAACCGACUUCCACAAAGCUUUUGCGCGAACCAAGUCUUUGGAUGAGAUGGUGGAGGCCCAUAGCAAACACGUUGGAAAUGUUCAUCGUCUCUGCUUACUGGGGGCCCAGACCGCUGCUCUUCAUCGUGCUAUCAUCUCAAUUCUGGACAUCGCCCUCCACUUCUGCAACAUCUUCACCUCCACCACGGGCAAUACCACCGUUACCCUUGACGUCUCCCGCCACUCGCUUGUCUCGCGACGCCAUCACAGUCGGCGACAAAGAGCCCGUCGGAAGAAUGUUGUCAGCUUUUCGAGGCAGGAUGGGGACCUGAGCUCGGAUGAAUCUGAUCAGAGCGAGGAAGACAUCGAUCUGGAAGAUGAAGGACAAGCUGCCACGUCAUUUUCGGUGGACGAACUUGAAACUGGGUUUGGCCAGGUGGACAAGCUCUCGUCUGAGCUGGAUGGCCUGGUGCGAUUUGUGAGGCGAGGGGUGGAGAGUUUGGCGAGUGGAGGCGGAGAUGCCUCGGCGUCGUUUAGCGUGCUCGCCUUCGCACUGGAGGAUUGGGACUUGUAG